This is a messenger RNA of Trichoderma gamsii, 531 nucleotides long. Its product is annotated as ubiquitin-conjugating enzyme E2 G1. Lineage: Eukaryota; Fungi; Ascomycota; Sordariomycetes; Hypocreales; Hypocreaceae. The record is from RefSeq and is a predicted model, not a curated record. Bases 1 to 531 code for a protein of 176 amino acids. Gene Ontology annotation, cellular component: endoplasmic reticulum; cytosol. The transcript has 2 exons.
AUGGCGUCAGCCGGUGCCGCCGCAGCGUCGCUGCUGAAGCGCCAGCUCAAGGAGAUGCAGUCUGGCAAAGACCUCCCCGGCAUCUCAUGCGGCCUCGCCAACGACAACAACAUCUUCGAGUGGGAGGUGAUGCUCAUGAUCAAUGACGAUUGCAAAUACUAUGGCGGAGGCAACUUUCGUGCUCGUCUAGUUUUCCCUGAAAACUACCCUCACAUGCCGCCCCAGCUCACCUUUCAAGACCCCAUCCCGUUCCACCCCAACAUCUACGAAAACGGCAAGCUCUGCAUCUCCAUCCUGCACCCUCCCGAAGAGGACCAGUACGGCUACGAGUCCGCCGCCGAGCGCUGGAGCCCCGUCCAGACGCCCGAGACGAUCCUGCUCAGCAUCAUCAGCUUGUUCUACAGCCCCAACGAAGAGAGCCCCGCGAACGUCGAGGCGGCGAGGAUGCUGCGCGAGGAGAAGGAGGGGAAGCACAAGGAUUACAGGAGACGGUGUCGGAAGUGUGUGAGGGAGAGCCUGGGAGAGGACUAA